Messenger RNA from Eublepharis macularius, 3144 nucleotides. RefSeq names its product DNA damage induced apoptosis suppressor (gene DDIAS). The transcript is spliced from 5 exons. The record is from RefSeq and is a predicted model, not a curated record. Lineage: Eukaryota; Metazoa; Chordata; Lepidosauria; Squamata; Eublepharidae. Gene Ontology annotation, biological process: negative regulation of intrinsic apoptotic signaling pathway in response to DNA damage. The coding region runs from base 77 to 2968 and encodes 963 amino acids. Gene Ontology annotation, cellular component: nucleus; cytoplasm.
UGGGAAGAGGAAGGGGUGUUUGUGGAGAACUGCCUUGAAGAUGUUUGGGAAGAGUACUUACUGACUUUGGAAUCACAUGAAUGGCAGGAGAAGAUUCCUUACUGCCUCUGUGAUUUCUGUCCAGAACUCCACUUUUGUGUAUCCUUCGUGCCAAAACUGCUUUUCCAAGCUGUACCUAGAUUUAGAGAGGUACAGCUGCCUAAAAUGCGGCUGUUCAGGUGACGCUAGAGAAGCAAGCUAUAGGUAUCGGCUGUCCCUUGAAGUAGCUGACGCUCACGAGGUGUUUCUGGUGACUGUCUUUGGAAGCUGUUUGGAAGCUUUCUUUGGAGUCACAGCAAAGAGUCUGCAAAGGUACAUUGAGGACCUUGUCCCAGACGCAGGAGAAGCAACGAGAGACACAUCCCCAAGUGUGGUAUUUCAGGCCGUUGAAACCUGUUUCAUUGGGAAGAAGUUUGUCUUUGGAGUAAAGAAGUCUGAAAAGCAAGAUGGUGCCAGCCACCUGCAGAGCCACUCUCAAGUUGACCGCCACUCAAAAGUUCUCACAGCCUGUCAGAUGUUUGUGCCAAAUCCUGGGCUUGUGGGCUGCACUGUUAUCCGUUACCUCCAUCAGCACCGACGACGCUCUUCUAGUUCCAAGGGCAGUCAUGGGGGCGUGUGGUCUCCUGGGGACGUCUUCACAGCACUUGAUCAGCCAAGCAGUGAACUUAGUUGCUUGCAUGGCUCUGGGGACUGGGAUCCAGUUCCCUCCAGUCACAGAGAUUGCCUUUCAAACCUCUGGCCCCAGUCAUUUGGGCUGACUUCCUCAUCCAUUUCUAGGGGGACCGCGGUGAAUGCUGCAACUUCAGGUGCGAACCAAGCUACCUGUGAUGAGCAGAAAUGGGACGACAGACUUGUCUCUCUGCAACCCCACGACCAAUCAAUCGACAACUCUCAGGACGGUAACCUGACUGUCAGUGAGAAGAACUUACAGGAAGAUGAUGAAUUGUGUUUGUGUUCUACUUGGCGUGACAGCAUUAUUUUUAAAAAGAAUGCGCAGAGCCACUCCUCAGAAAGAGAUGACUCUCGAUCAUUGCAAAAUCCAUUAGAAAUCGGGAAGAAAAGCUCUCCCAACAAAAUUAAUAUCUGGCAUCGCCAUGGUCCAGAAAAACCACCGAACCCUUUGCUGUGCCAGAGGCAAGGUUAUUCUUUUUGUCCACCCAUCUUGUGUACCGGCCAUUCCAGAGAUGGUGGAAGCUCUCAAGAUGACUCAUGGCUUUGGGAUGAACUGCCCUCUUCUGAAAGUCUAGAUGAAUUCAUUGCCAGGAUUGAGAAGAGCAAAGCCAUGGUGUCGCCAACAGAGACUGAAACUCGGGGACACGUCCCAAGCAAAGGGGCUGGUGAAAUCCAGGGACAUGUUAACCCAUCAUCCCUUCAGCUAGGUGCUGCUUCCACAACUGGUGAAAUACGUGAGAAGCUGCAGGAAGUAGCUGAGAAGGUGGAUGUGUUCAAAGAAUCUGUUUCCCCUCGUCACUGGUCUAACUGGUCGUCCCUUAGCGGCAAAGAAUAUCAACAGGAGGCCUCAUUUACCACUUCCUCUACUCAAAGAAAGGAUGACCGGGAAUAUCUGUCCAGCCAUCAUCAGAUCUUGCCUCACCUCUCUCUGCUUGGAACGAAACCUUCCAGUUCAAAGGGAAGUUGUCUGUCAUCCAAGGAAGGAGUUGGCCAAGAUGUCAAUAGUUGUGAGAAUCACUGUGCCUCCUCCUCUUUAAAGGCUUCUAGUAACUGCCUCGAAAACCUUGCCCGUUUAAAUUGUAAGUGUGAGGGCAAUGUAACAGGUUGGAGAAAGAAAGAAAAUUCUCACUGUGAACUAAAGCAGAUUUCUGACCUUACAGAUGUCCAGGAGCAAGGCUUCACCUUGGCAGCAUGUGACAAACAGGAGAGAGUUUGUGAAAGAGAGCCAUUCCCAGAGGUGCAGGGGGGGAAGUGUACAAGGGGUGAGAUCAGCAAUUUGCUACUGGACUCUUCCCUUUGCCCCCAGGGUAGUUACAAUGCCUCAGCCGAUCUCUUUGACACUAAUGCUGCAGGAGUGGAAGUUGUCGAGGGGAUUUUAACGGCCGAGGCUUUCUCAGCACAGGAGGGUGCAUUGACCACAAAGUCCACGGCCUCUGGAUACAAGCCGAGUGAGUUGGAAGCCAGCUGGACUGCUUCUCAGAAUGGGUUAUCCUUACUUGAUUUGUUUGCCACUUGUGAACCAAGAGCAAGCACUCCCGUCGCUGGUUCAGCAGUCGAGUUAGAAUGCAGCCCUUUGGGUACCCAGUACUUUGUGCCUCCUUCCCAGUCCACUCCCCGAGUGAGACCUUGUCAACAAGUGAGGCUCCCUAAGGGGAAGGAAUCCAAUCUUAGUGAAUUGCCGCUGAAUAAAUUGCCUUGGAUCGAUGCCGAAUGGAAAAGACCCCGGCCUGCCUUCAAAGCCCCAUUAGUAAAACAGCUCGUCAGCAAGUUCCUGCAAUCCAGAAGGUCGAGCACCUUGAGCUCUGCUGCCACGGAUACCUCAAUUACUCAGGGGUUGUUUGUCAACACUAGCCGAGCCCAGGGGCUGGCUGAAGACGAUGGUGAGGAAUGCAUUCCUCCAUCAGAGGAAAAAUGGAUGCAGCCACUUCCUUUCCAGCAUCGAAAAAUGUUUGGGUCGAGGAGGAGGAGCAGGGACCUUGCGGAGAAGACCCUUUUUUCUGAAAAGCGAAAGAGAUGGGAGGUUCCAAGAGGUACUACUGGGGUGGCAAGAACAGAAUUCACUGAUAGAAGCCAGCCACCAGCAGAGGCUGCAGUUCAUGAAGACGUUGCGGAUUGUGAGCAAGUAAUGGUGGUAUCACCUGGAUUUUGUACCUUUUCAAAUGGCAUCAGGUUGAACCUGUCUUCCACACCUCAUUGCACACCUUGCACCGGGAACUGGUCUCCUGAACUGUUUGGAGAUAACAGCUCCUCACCAUGAAAGCCACUUUAUGAAACCCUCUUCUUGGAAUAUAAAUUUCCUUCUGAAAUGUUACAUUUCGGACCCAGUUGGAGACUUCGAUCCAUUUUCAGUGGAGCCAAAGCAACUGUGAAAUGGAAAAUGACUACUUUUUUACAACUGCACCUUUCUCCCCACCCCCUUCAAAAAAAGCUACA